This is a messenger RNA of Suillus subaureus, 1484 nucleotides long. RefSeq lists its product as uncharacterized. The record is from RefSeq and is a predicted model, not a curated record. The transcript has a single exon. NCBI's taxonomy places the organism in Eukaryota, Fungi, Basidiomycota, Agaricomycetes, Boletales, Suillaceae. Bases 1 to 1401 code for a protein of 466 amino acids.
AUGUUCUCUAAGUCGCCAUACCGUCAUAUCCCCUUCUUCCCGCAAACACCUGCUGGAUUCAGGAUGUUGAACCCCUCGAAGAAGCCUUACUUUCGUCCCUCCAUUUUUUCGCGUCACCCUUCACCGUGCGUCGACUCUCCUUCGAGCAGCCCCACCUGCGAGCCAGAUGUACCUGCAUUCUUUGAUUGCAAUGCACCUCCUACACAGGGCCUUCCGCACAUUUUCCAGCCCGCCUCAGCCAACACCGCCCGUGUAGGUCGUCCACCCACGAAGGCUGCUGUUCCAAAGCCAAAGGUCUUUAAGAAGAGCGUGCCCACCAAGGCUUUCCCCAGUCAAAUCAUCCACCCGCGCCGCAAACUCUGGCACAAGCGCUUCACUUACCAUCUCACGGUCACUCGUCCAGACCUCUGUCGCAAAGGCCCCCGGUUCUGCAACCCAGCAAAGCUCAGGCGCGAAAAAGCAGCAGCUGCUCCCAAUAACCUCGAAAAUGUCGCUCUCAAGACUAUGCAAACCGGUGGUAUGACUGCCGAAGAUCGUAUUUUCCUCAAGCAGCUUGAAGAGCUCCGCCUCGAUCAGCUACGCAGGCACAUGCUUGGAGAUGCUAGAGAGGUCGUCGCACACGCUGAAGCGUUGGGUUCGCAACGUGAGUUGGAGCACGCGGAGCGCAACCGCCAAGCUGCCCUCCGAUUGGAAGAGAACGCACAGAGGAAGAAGGAAGAGGAAGAAUUUCGCCGUUUGGAGGAGCUGCGCCGUUUGGAGGAGGAACGUCGGUGGCUGGAGGAAGAGAAGCGUAGACAAGAGGAGGGCAGGCGCAGACAAGAAGAAGCUAGGCGUCAUGCAGAGGAACGGGCGCGCCUUCGUGAGCAGCGCGAGCGCGAGCUCCAGGCCAAACGAGAGGCAUUCCGUAAAGCUCAGGAGGAAGCUGAACAUCGGGCCCGUGUGCAAGCAGAGCAGCACCUUCGUGAAGAAGCUCGUUGGCAGGAGAGGCAGCGCCAAGAAGCACUUCAUCGCAACAAAGCUCGGGCGGGUCUCGUCGCUUUUUUCCAGCUCUACGACACAAAGUGGAAAGAGCUCAAACUGAGCCAGAAGUUGACCUCAGUUAUGCUCUGCGAGAUGCCGUGGCCGACCUUCCAGCAAGGCUGCGCAUCCCCCGAUGACAUCUCUCGCCGUAGCAUGGAGGAAUUCAUCUUCCACCCCCUCCGCCCAGGGAUGGAGACCAAGUCGCGCAAGGACCGACUGAAGGUAGAGAUACUUAGAUUCCACCCCAACAAGUUUAACUCGAACAUCGUGCGCAAGUUACGGGAGUGCGAUAGGGAAAGGGCGAGCAAGAUUGCGGGAGCACUGGCCAGAAUACUGACAAACAUGAUGGCUGAAGAGAUUCAGAAAGAGACGGAUCAAUAAGCCAAUAUAUACUGGAAUUCUGCUGCAGUCGUUAGUAAUUUUAUGGCAAUUAGGAUAUGUCCAAUAUGCAAUCAUAUGACUCU